AUGGCAGAGCGGGUGUAUCCGAUGCGCAAUGGCGUGAUUCACAACAUGGACGCCAUGCAGGCGAUCUGGGACUACGCCUUGUGCAAGCGUCUUCCGUCGCAGGUGGGUCCUUCACGUGGGGGUAGGGCUGAAUGGCGGUAUGAAGACGGCCUCGCGUGGCUGCAGGACCGGCCCCUGCAGCUGAGCGAGCCACCGAACGUGUCACUGCGACAGCGGUGUGACCUUCUUGAAUUGUUCUUCGAAAAAUACCACUUUUCAGCAAUCCAGAUGGUUCACCAGGGUAUCCUGUCGCUCUUCGCGAACGGUGCCGAGUGUGGCGUCGUCGUCGAGUGCGGAGAGGGGCUCUCGCACUGCACGCCGGUGUUCGACGGAUGUGUGCUGGCGACUGCGCAGCGCCUCGUCGACGUGGCUGGUCACGCAGUAACCGAGCGUCUUGGGCAGGUCCUUGGACAACAGCAACCGCAUCGACGGUACCAGAGCCGACUGCCUACAGGCGCUGGGAGAGCUGCGCUGUCGUAUGCGUCUUGGCUCUCCGACGAUAUCGACACACUCCGGCAGAUCAAGGAGCGCUACUGCUAUGUGGCGACCCAGAAGAACGGCCUGGAGAAUCGGCUGACGUGUGAGACGAGCGCUCUACACUGCGACUGCGUGCUUCCGGACGGCACCUCCUGCCGCCUGGGGCCGGAGCGGUUCGCCGCGCCAGAAGUACUCUUCAACCCGCAAGAGAUGGAUCACGCGUGUGACGGCAUUGCCGUGGCGCUGUGGAAGUCGAUUGAGGCCGCCGACAUCGACGUGCGUGCCUCCCUCUAUGAUAGCAUCAUUCUUUCCGGAGGUUCUACCAUGCUGCCAGGGUUUGGGGCGCGGUUGGAGCGGGAGAUGAAGUCCCUCUACUUGAUAGAGAAGCUACACGGCGACCAGACACGUAUGGUGCGGUGUCCGAUCCGGGUGAAGGAGCCGCAACGACGGCAGCACAUGGUAUAUAUUGGCGGUGCCCUCCUUGCAGAACUAUCUCAGGAUCAGCCAGAGAGGUGGAUAUCACGGAGUGUCUAUGAGGAUGGCGGCCACUCCGCGAUUAUCGCUCGCUGCCAUACAACAGGCUGA
Messenger RNA from Leishmania braziliensis MHOM/BR/75/M2904, 1101 nucleotides. RefSeq names its product putative actin-related protein 2. Gene Ontology annotation, biological process: Arp2/3 complex-mediated actin nucleation. The record is from RefSeq and is a predicted model, not a curated record. Bases 1 to 1101 code for a protein of 366 amino acids. Gene Ontology annotation, molecular function: actin filament binding. NCBI's taxonomy places the organism in Eukaryota, Euglenozoa, Kinetoplastea, Trypanosomatida, Trypanosomatidae. The transcript has a single exon. Gene Ontology annotation, cellular component: Arp2/3 protein complex; actin cortical patch.